Messenger RNA from Orcinus orca (killer whale), 6101 nucleotides. It is a transcript of the gene ARSJ, whose product is annotated as arylsulfatase family member J. Bases 3271 to 5070 code for a protein of 599 amino acids. The transcript has 3 exons. Lineage: Eukaryota; Metazoa; Chordata; Mammalia; Artiodactyla; Delphinidae. The record is from RefSeq and is a predicted model, not a curated record.
UAUUUAAAAUAUCAAUAUAGGUACAAUAAAGCAUAGGCCAUUCAACAGCCUAUGAUUUCAUUCUCAAGUCUUAUGUAUGUGGAAAGAAUCCUUACCUAUAUCCUACCGUGGGUGGGGCACUCAGCUGAUGGAUUUUCCCCUUUGAGUCACAUCUCCUUUGGUCUACCAUGGCAUGACCAUUCUUGUUUCUUGGCUCUUAUUACUAACUGUAAGUAGUUCUUAGUCUCCUUUAGUGUUACUCCAGAAAUGGCUUUUUUAGGGCUGAGUUCUGCCUUUCCAUCCUGUGUGUGGAUAGUCUGCAUGCCUUGUGUGGGGAUUAGAAUUCUCUGACUCUGGCAGCUGUGUUCUUUCUGUGCUGUAUGGCUGGAAAACAUCUUAAAGCCACUUGUGGGAAGAACAGCUUUUGAAAAAUAUGGGUUUUAAAGUCAGACAGAUUUCUAAGUCUAAAUUUCCUGCAAAAGAGGAUAAUAAACAAUAUAACAUCUCCCUCAGUUUUAAGGUUACUUCCUUGUACCACCUUACCCACUAACCACACUAAGUCAGCUUACUUUGUUUUAAAGUGUCUUGGAAUUUUGUUCCUUCUCUUUUGAAUACUUAUCUGGAUACUUAUACAGAAUACCACAGAAUAGUAGGUAUUAGAGUUUAGGAAUGAUUAGUUUAUCAGUAUAUUUCUUCCCUACCACAAUGUAAGUUCCACUAGAGCAGAGGCUAUACCUGACGUAGUUCACGGUUAUAUUUCCAGCUUCCAGCACUGGCCCAGCUCCUCAAAUAUUUGUUGAAUGGGUGGAUAUCUUAUAAGGUUGGUGGAGAAGGAAAGGAGGCAAAGUGUAUAAAACAGUGUAUAAAUACUUACAGAUAUGUGUGUGUGUGUGUGUUUAUCAGUACAUAGAGUGUUAUGGUUAGCACAUGGUAAGUAUUUGGUAAAUGUUAACGUUUAUUUUUUUACUCUUGCUUGAAAUCUGAACUGAAAAUGGCCCUCUUUCUUGUAUAGCAACACGGACACUUCUUGUAUUAUGUCAUUGACCCUCCCCAACUAAAAGUACCUGGAUUGAGCUGAAUGUUUAUUUUCAUCUUUUCUACUCAAGCACCUGGCUAGACCCACAGAGCAGGGAGCAUUACCUCACAGUGCUUUCAAUCUCCCAAUACUCAGUUCACUCAUUACACAUUUGGUGAUUUAACUCACAGAAUUGACAAGAUCACAUUUCCAAGCUGGUCUUCUAAAACUGCCCAUCUCUCCACAGACUAACCAGAAUGGCCUCAGGGAAGAGAACAGACUAGUAGAAGGCUACACAUGUUAGCAAAAAUAACUGCAUAGUGCACACUACAAGUUUCAACGGUGUUAAAUUUCCAUUUGACUAAUGUUUUGCUUAGAAACUUAACAGGAACUUUAGCAGCAGGACAGAAUAUAACAUUGUAAAUCGACUAUACUUCAAUAAAAUAAGUAGAUAAAUAAAAAUAAGUAAAUGGCUAAAUGAAACUUAGAUUUAUACCUAGGCAAUUGGGAGAAUCUGACAUUUUAUGUGCCAGCAUAUAGUAGGUGCUCAAUAAAUAACUACUGAAUGAAUUUGGGGAGGGGAGAAAGCAUGUCUCAGUGGCUCUUGGCAUUAAUUGCCUCCCCCUACAGAUACUAUAAAUCCCAUUCCUGUCUUUGAGCAGGGAUUUAAAAACAGGACUCUAGUAAAAGCAGGCAUAUCUUCAUAAUCAGGACAAGCUUUUGCUUUACUACACAUAGUUAUAAAAAAACGCGGGGGGGACAAAGUUUCCCGAAUUUCUAGAUGGGAAAUGGUGGUUUCUGUACUGCAGGAGUGCAGACCGGCCUCGUGGUUCCUGAGGGGGAGAUGUGUAACUCCUCUUCCUCCCCAUGUUCUUGGCUGAGACACGCUAAGGGUCAGUUUGUGGAAAUGUAAGGAGAAGGCGAUUUCAGUAUCUUCGGGUAGAGAGACGCUAAUGAGGAAGUCAGGCUGUAAAGGCCAGCAAUAGGGAAAGGGAAUUCAACUUAACUUGUAGUCGGGACUGUUAAAAAAAAAAGGAGGCGGGAAUAAAAGAAGUAGGAAAAAUUGGGGGGAGGAGAGAGACUAGAAAAGGAAAACCAGAAGAGGAAGGAAGGAGUGUUAUCUACGCAAUUUGUUGUUUCUCCUGCUCUUCCUCUCUCACUCCCUCCAGAAGCUAGAAAAAGUUUGCAUGCACAGCAUUCGGAAUGGGAGAGCGGUCUCUUGAUUUGCAGACCCGUGAGGAGAAGCGCCCACUUCACCCUUCCCCGUUCCCGCCGCCGUUUUCCCCCUCUCCGGAGGAUGGAGGGCAGUCCUCGAGACCCAGGGAAGCGGUAGCCCAGGCGGAUCCCCCUGGAUCCAGCAGGGCUCAAGCAGCGGGCAGCUCUCUCUCCGGCAAAACCUCCCCUCCCUCCUCCCUCCUCCUCCCGAAAAGGAAAAAGAUCAAACCUCUAAACCGGCUUUACCCCUCCCCCUCUUCCUGGGGGAGCUAAAGCAGAGAGUACAGUUCUGUGAUUCACUGGAGAGAAAAGAGGGUGGAGGCAGCAGAGAACUCCGAGUGCCAAAACUAAGUAAGUUCUCUGACAAAACGCACGCAGCUUGCGGCGCCUCCGCCGGGCCACCAACCCCGCGGAGACCAAGUGGGCUUGGCGUGGAGCGUGCACGGGGUCAGGGACCCACUUCGGUCCCCGUGCGCUCCAGCAGCGGAGAGAAGGAACCGCUGCUCGAAGUUCCUGCGGAGAAGAGGUGGUCAGCGGUGGAGGGAGAUCAGUAAAGCGGGCUGUUUUUGUCAUUUCGCCGCCUGGUGACCGGACUGCCGGACCUACGGUCGACCCCGCAACCAACGGUGCGCGCGCCCCCGGGAGAACCUCACUCCUCCACCUCGAGGGCGAAAAGUUAUGGCUACGAAAAGUUCCUGCCCAAGGUGAUUAUCAAUUCCUUACUUGAUUUUUUUUUUUUUCUCUUGAGAACUUUUGGGUGGAGGCAUUAACUUUUUGUGUAGAAGCUACUUUGGGGAGCGAGGAGGAGGAGGAAAAAGUGCGAUCUGAUGGAGAAAAGCGACUCCUUGGUCUCUGACACGUCCCAUCCCCUAAGCCACCACGUGUAGAAGAUUAAAGUUGUUGGACGUGUUGACAGCUGAGAGGAGCACGGACUUCUUUCCAGGCGGAGACCCCUCCACCUCCACCGCCUGUUGGUUCUACCCCUCCUGCGUGCAUGUGUGCGCCAGCGGCGGCGCGCGGUGCGUUGUUCUGCCUUGGAGUUUCAGCCGGGACCAGAGUGAAUGGCCCCCAGGGGCUGCGCGGGACCUCCGCCGCCGCCACUUCCUCCGCAGGCCUGGGUCUGGCCCGGAAAGAUGCUAGCCAUGGGGGUGCUGGCAGGCUUCUGGGUCCUCAGCCUCCUCACCUACGGUUACCUGUCCUGGGGCCAGGGCUUGGAGGAGGAAGAGGAAGGGGCUAUGCGACCUCAAACUGGAGAGAGACCAGAGCCCAGCAUAACUACCAUCUCCCAGCCCCAUCUCAUUUUCAUCCUAGCGGAUGAUCAGGGAUUUAGAGAUGUGGGUUACCACGGAUCGGAGAUAAAGACUCCCACUCUUGACAAGCUUGCUGCCGAAGGAGUUAAACUGGAGAACUACUAUGUCCAGCCUAUUUGCACACCGUCCAGGAGUCAGUUUAUUACUGGAAAGUAUCAGAUACAUACCGGACUUCAACAUUCUAUCAUAAGACCUACACAGCCCAACUGCUUACCUCUGGACAAUGCAACCCUACCUCAGAAGCUGAAAGAGGUUGGAUAUUCAACACAUAUGGUUGGAAAAUGGCAUUUGGGUUUUUAUAGAAAAGAAUGUAUGCCCACCAAGAGAGGAUUUGAUACCUUUUUUGGUUCCCUCUUGGGAAGUGGCGAUUACUAUACACACUACAAAUGUGACAGUCCCGGGAUGUGUGGCUAUGACUUGUACGAAAAUGACAAUGCUGCCUGGGACUACGACAAUGGCAUAUACUCCACACAGAUGUACACUCAGAGAGUGCAGCAAAUCUUAGCUUCUCGUGACCCCAGAAAGCCUCUAUUUUUAUAUAUUGCCUACCAAGCUGUGCACUCUCCACUGCAAGCCCCUGGCAGGUAUUUUGAACACUACAGGUCCAUUAUCAACAUAAAUAGGCGCAGGUAUGCUGCCAUGCUUUCCUGCUUAGACGAAGCAAUCAACAAUGUGACCCUGGCUCUAAAGACAUAUGGUUUCUAUAACAACAGCAUUAUCAUAUACUCUUCAGAUAACGGCGGCCAGCCCACAGCAGGAGGAAGUAACUGGCCCCUCAGAGGUAGCAAAGGAACCUACUGGGAAGGGGGGAUCCGGGCUGUUGGCUUCGUGCACAGUCCACUUCUGAAAAACAAGGGAACGGUGUGUAAGGAGCUUGUGCACAUCACUGACUGGUACCCCACUCUGAUUUCACUGGCUGAAGGACAAAUUGAUGAGGACAUUCAACUGGAUGGCUAUGACAUCUGGGAGACCAUAAGUGAAGGCCUUCGUUCUCCCCGAAUAGAUAUUUUGCACAACAUCGACCCCAUUUAUACCAAGGCAAAAAAUGGCUCCUGGGCGGCAGGCUAUGGGAUCUGGAACACUGCCAUCCAGUCGGCCAUCAGAGUGCAGCACUGGAAACUGCUCACAGGGAACCCCGGGUACAGUGACUGGGUGCCACCUCAGUCGUUCAGCAACCUAGGGCCGAACCGGUGGCACAACGAACGGAUUACGUUGUCAACUGGCAAAAGUGUAUGGCUGUUCAACAUCACAGCCGACCCCUACGAGAGAGUGGACCUUUCUAACAGGUAUCCCGGAGUUGUGAAGCAGCUCCUCCGGAGGCUCUCACAGUUCAACAAGACCGCGGUGCCUGUCAGAUACCCCCCCAAAGACCCCAGAAGUAACCCUCGGCUCAAUGGAGGAGUCUGGGGACCAUGGUAUAAAGAGGAAAACAAGAAGCAGAAGUUACGCAAAAAUAAGACUGAGAAGAAGCAGAAGAAAAGUAAGACAAAGAAGAAACAGCAGAAAGUGGGUUCGUUUACAAAUUGCCGAUUGGGUGUUCCUCGUGGAUAGGUACAAAUUUUUUCCUGUCUGGUUAAACUUAAAUCAGUACUUAGUCUUUCACCAGUUUUCUAGGUGAACCAGCAUGUUUUUGGCUCAGUAGGAUUCCUGCCAUCAGCCUCGCUGUUUUCGUGUUGUGCUACUCCAGAGACUUCUGCCACCUGGAAAGCUUGUGCUCAGUGCCAAAGGUGCUACUCUUGGAAGCCAUGCUUAGAGCAGAAAGGAGAUGUUUGUUUCUCUUGCUCGUUUAUAAAAGGUGGUCAGUGACGAGUCCAGCUGUUGUGCUUCAGUCAAUUGACCAAACACUAUGCUUUAAAUUAUAACAUUGGACUGUAACCUGCAAUUGAUGGACAUGCUACUUUGAUGGAAGUUACAGAGCAGCAUGAUUAAAAACCACCUUUGAUGAAGUGUAGUCAAAGGUUGCAUCACCUCAAAGGCCUUGAAGAACAUUUUUUUCUUAGAGAAUUUUUGUAUGUCUAUCAUAGGACACUUGGGUUUUUUUAAUUAAUUCUAUUUCAUAUAUCAUUUCCUUUCCUGUGAAAAUAAGCUGUUUUUCUCACAUGUGAACAGCUUGCACCUCACUUUAUCAUGCAUAAGGGAAUGGCAAAUAAGAAAGUUUGAGCACACUGCCAAAACGUGAAUGUAACUAUUUUCUAAACACUUUAAUAGAAUGAUGUUUCAGAAUAAAGUACAUAAUUUAUUUUUACAGAAAAAAUAUUAAUUAUUUUGUUUUCAUAAAUAGUUAUACAAAUAACUUUUAAUUAUUUUAUUUUCUACAUACCAUUAGAAGAAUUUUAUUUCAUAUUAUCAAGAUUAUCAAGCACUGUAAUACUAUAAAUUAUUAGUGUGUGAAUUUAUAGAAUAUAAAAAGAAAAAAAUGAUAAUCAUCAUUGUUCAACCAUUAUUUUGAAUGUAAUAAGAUGAAUAUAUUCCUCACCAAUUACUUGGAAAUUCAGCGUUUGUACAGAAUUGAGAGACAACUUUAUUGUUUCUGUCAUAAACACUUUAUUUAUGUAUCUUAAUUAUUAAAAUGACAUAUUUUA